AUGACCAACAACGUGCCAAUCCAGCACUGCUCAGAGUGCUAUCAAACAAAACAGCAGGUUCUCAGUGCAGCUGAGUUGGAUGAGCUGGCCCCGAAAUCCAAAGCCCCCAAACCGUCUGCAUGGAGCAGACUCAAGAACCGGAUGAGAUGUUCCAGAACAAGGGCCAAAUCUUUGCUGCUUCAGUACGUCCCGGUUUUGCGUUGGUUGCCACGGUACCCGGCCAAGGAAUGGCUUUUGGGUGAUGCCAUUGCAGGAGUUAGUGUGGGCAUAGUACAGCUUCCACAAGGACUGGCGUAUGCUCUUCUGGCUGGGUUACCACCUGUUUUUGGCCUUUACACCUCGUUCUAUCCGGUGUUUAUAUAUUUCCUCCUUGGGACCUCUAGGCAUAUAUCUGUAGGUACUUUUGCUGUGGUGUGCGUCAUGAUCGGGAGCGUGACUGAAUCUCUGGCUUCCAACGAGAUGUUUAUGGACGGCCAUAAUGGUACCACCGUUGAUACGGUAGCCAGGGAUCAUCUGAGGGUUGAACUCGCCACGGCUCUGGCAUUCCUGGUAGGCCUUUUCCAGAUUGCCCUGGGUCUGAUACAGUUCGGUUUUGUUGUUACUUAUCUGUCUGACCCUCUCAUUAGUGGAUACACCACUGCGUCUGCCGUCCACGUGCUGGUUUCACAACUGAAAUAUCUCUUCGGCAUCAGAAUGAGUCAGAAAACUCAGCCUUUCUCAUUAAUUCACACCAUAGUGAACCUUUUCUCGAAAAUCACACAGACAAACAUCGGCACGCUCAUCACCAGCAUUAUUGCAAUUGUGGUUCUCUUGGUGAUGAAGUACAUAAACGAACGUCUUGCUGAUCGAAUUCUCAUUCCAGUUCCCAUUGAGCUCAUUAUGCUCAUAGUUUCUACUGGGAUAUCAUAUGGUGUCGGACUGCAGGACAGAUUUGGGAUUGAGAAUGUCGGCGAUAUCCCUGUAGGAUUGAAGGUUCCAAUACUGCCUAACUUCACGUACUUUGGAGAACUUGUUGGGAAUGCGUUUGCGAUUGCCGUGGUGGGAUAUGCCAUAACCGUGUCAUUAGGGAAGGUUUUUGCCUCUAAACAUGGAUACAAAGUUGAUAGCAACCAGGAGCUUAUUGCCAUUGGGCUCAGCAAUUUUAUUGGAAGCUUCUUUCAAUCUUUCGCCAUCAGUGCCUCUGUGUCAAGGUCUGUUCUUCAAGAAAGCACCGGGGGUAACACUCAGGUGGCGAGCGCUAUAGCUUCAUGUGUUAUUUUUGUAAUUAUACUGCGUGCUGGAGAAUUAUUUGAAGACUUGCCAAAGGCCAUAUUGGCGGCAGUUGUUGUAGUGAACUUAAAGGGAAUGUUUAAACAAUUCUCUGAAGUUGGAGUGCUAUGGAAAACCAACAAGAUCGAUCUGGUGGUCUGGAUGGUGACUUUUGUCGCAACAGUUCUCCUGAACAUGGACAUUGGUCUGGCCGUGUCAGUUGCGUUUUCAUUGCUAACCAUCGUUAUCAGAACUCAGUUGUCCAGCUACUCCGUCUUGGGCCAAGUACAAGAUACUGGAAUUUACAGAGAUGUAUCUAGAUAUCAGAAGGCCAAAGAAGUGCCAGGCAUAAAAAUCUUCCAUUCUUCAUCCACCGUGUUCUUUGCCAACGCUGAUCUGUACACAGAGGCUCUCAAGCGGAAGUGUGGCAUUGAUGUUGACAGACUCAUUGAAAAGAAGAUGAAAGCCAUAAAAAAGCUAAAGAGACGACUGGAAAAGGCUAACAAGAAAGCUCAAAAGGAAAGCCAACAGUUAACAGGGCAUGAUAACCUUGGCUUCGAUCGUCUUGAAUUAGGAAGUCUUCCAAAGGAAAAAGGAGAGGAGAAAGAUCAGGACACGUUGGACGGCUCUAUCAUCAUCAUCCCAGGAAACGCAACAAAAGAGGGGAUAUCUGAAAAGGGAACCCUUCAGUCACUGGGCCUGGAGAAACCCCAUUUUCAUUCACUAAUACUUGAUUUUUCUUCGGUUAAUUUUGUAGACACUGUCUGUGUAAAAGUGUUAAGAAAGAUUUUCAAGGAUUUUGCAGAAAUUGAAGUGGCCGUAUACCUCGCCGGCUGUAGUGUGACGGUUAUGACGGGGCUGGAGGAAGGAAAUUUCUUUGCUGAUGGUAUCACCAAAUCUCAGGUUUUCUGUUCAGUCCAUGAUGCUGUUACUUACCUAACAAUGGACCAGGAUGACAUCCCCACAGAGAACGUCCAAGUGAGUGGCACCCAGCACAAGACUGUAACCUACAAGCAGCUUGAUCCAACCAAGCCCAUCAGUGGUCAAAGCACAAUGAAGAAUAUCACCAUGUCAGUGAUCACCUAG
This is a messenger RNA of Spea bombifrons (plains spadefoot toad), 2334 nucleotides long. Its product is annotated as solute carrier family 26 member 6-like. NCBI's taxonomy places the organism in Eukaryota, Metazoa, Chordata, Amphibia, Anura, Pelobatidae. The transcript has 20 exons. Bases 1 to 2334 code for a protein of 777 amino acids. The record is from RefSeq and is a predicted model, not a curated record. Gene Ontology annotation, molecular function: oxalate transmembrane transporter activity; chloride transmembrane transporter activity; secondary active sulfate transmembrane transporter activity. Gene Ontology annotation, biological process: transmembrane transport. Gene Ontology annotation, cellular component: membrane.